This is a messenger RNA of Rhincodon typus (whale shark), 1517 nucleotides long. RefSeq names its product syntenin-1. The transcript has 9 exons. Bases 117 to 1004 code for a protein of 295 amino acids. Gene Ontology annotation, cellular component: plasma membrane; cytoplasm. Gene Ontology annotation, molecular function: protein binding. Lineage: Eukaryota; Metazoa; Chordata; Chondrichthyes; Orectolobiformes; Rhincodontidae. The record is from RefSeq and is a predicted model, not a curated record.
CGCCGUCAAGGCCCAUGUGAGCGCGCGCCAGUUUCCGUGACGCGCUUCCUUCCGGUGGCAGGUCACGAGACGCUGGCGGAGUUGGAGCGAACGGUGGCUUUUACAUUUGUGUAAAGAUGUCUUUGUACCCGUCCUUAGAAGACCUUAAAGUGGACAAGGUGAUCCAGGCUCAAGCUUCAUAUGUGGCAAGUUCUGGAACUCCUGCAAUUCUGCCUGAAACUGUAGCCUCUGUGCCAUCAGAUGGUGGCCUUUAUCCCCGUCUGUACCCUGAACUGUCAGAGUAUAUGGGACUUAGUUUAAAUGAAGAAGAAAUACAAAUGAACAUGGCUACAGUUGCAGUACCACAGCAAACUGUUGCAAGACCAUCCAGUAUAAAUCACAUGGUGGCACCAGUGACUGGAACCGAUUUGGGUCUUCGAAGAGCUGAAAUCAAACAGGGUAUCCGGGAAUUAAUUCUCUGCAAGGAUCAGGAUGGAAAGAUUGGCAUUCGACUCAAAUCUAUUGACAAUGGUGUCUUUGUCCAACUUGUACAAGCAAAUUCACCUGCUUCUCUCGCUGGUUUAAGAUUUGGUGACCAGGUCCUGCAGAUAAAUGGUGAGAAUUGUGCAGGGUGGAGCAGUGACAAGAGCCACAAAGUGCUGAAACAAGCUUCUGAUCAAAAGAUUAGUGUCAUAGUUCGUGAUAGGCCUUUUGAACGCACAAUCACUAUGCAUAAAGAUAGCACAGGACAUGUUGGCUUCAUUUUCAAAAAUGGAAAAAUCACCUCGAUUGUAAAAGACAGCUCAGCAGCUAGAAAUGGACUCCUAACAGAACACAAUAUCUGUGAGAUUAAUGGGCAGAACGUCAUUGGACUCAAGGAUACACAAAUUGCAGACAUUCUGGCCACAGCAGGGAAUGCAAUAACAAUUACUAUCAUGCCUUCCUACAUUCAUGAGCAUAUGAUGAAAAGGAUGGCUUCAAGCAUUGUUAAGAGUCUCAUGGAUCAUGGCAUUCCAGAAGUGUAAAGUGAACUCCUAUGAAUGCAGUGAUUUAGUGAUUUAACCUAUUAGCCUUUUAGAUGGCCUUAGUCUAGUAAAAAUAGCAGCUUGGAUACUACCCAGCUUGCAUGUCAAAGGAGUUUUAAUAUGGCUAUUAACUGUUGCUGCCAACUGCGUACCUAUACAAAUUAUGAGCUGUUUUACUCAGUACUCUGUUUACAAAGCAAAAAAAAGGUGCAUUAGCAUUUUGUUCUGAUCAUUCCACUUGUACGCUUUUCCAUAUCAGUUAAUAAUUUAGUAUGGAAUUGUUUUUACAGUAUUGAGCAAUUAGUCCAUGAAAAUUGUGAAUCUUGAUUUCUUCUAGUUGGUUGUUAACAAUCUUGACUGGUAUGUCAUGUUUUUAUUCAGUAAUUUUUGCUUCUGAGUACAUUUAUACUGUAUAGUGGUCUCUUACUAGCAUAUCACUGUCCUUACACACUUAUUAAAAUGUCUUUAAGACAUCGGAACGCUGUUUAUGACAAAUAAAAAAACUGAACAUUU